CUGAGGCUGAGGUAUGUGAAGUGUCAUACCUUGCCAUGUCCGAAUGACGCCCAUGGUUUAAGGGGAAAGCUUCACUCCCGCAGCCUCAUCGAACAUGGACAGCGAUGAUGACAACGUAGAGGAGGUCGUGGAAGGUCCACUGGAUGAAGAUGAUCAGCCUCAUGGGUUUUGUACAGUGACCUAUUCAUCCAGUGAUCGCUUUGAAGGACACUUUGUCCAUGGAGAGAAGAAUGGCAAGGGAAAGUUCUUCUUCUUUGAUGGAAGUACAUUGGAGGGGUUCUAUGUAGAUGAUGCCCUGCAGGGCCAGGGGGUGUAUACAUAUGAAGAUGGGGGUGUCCUCCAUGGGACCUAUGUGGAUGGUGAGCUCAACGGGCCUGCGCAAGAGUAUGACGGAGAGGGCCGCCUGGUGUUUCAGGGCCAGUACAAAGACAACAACCGUUGUGGGGAAUGCUGGGUCUACUACCCUGACCGGGGCUGUGUGUUUGGAGAGAUGAACGAGGACGGAGAGAUGACCGGUGACUCGGUAGCGUACAUCUACCCUGAUGGCCACACCGCUCUCUACGGAAACUUUGUGGACGGAGAGCUGAUCGAGGCUCGACUCGCCACCCUGGUCUCCACGGAGAACAGCAGGCCACGCUUUGAAGUCACACCCAACAGCCCUGUGUAUACUUAUGACAAGUCGACUUCGACCUGCAUCGCCACCCACACUCUGCUUCCUGACCCUUAUGAGAGCCAAAGGGUGUUUGUGGCAGACUCUCCGAUCAAAGGAGCAGGUCAGGGUCUGUUUGCCAAGACGGACGCUGAGCCCAACACUGUGAUGGCCUUCUACAAUGGAGUGCGCAUCACACACUCAGAGGUGGACAGCAGAGAUUGGGCACUAAAUGGAAACACCAUCUCACUGGAUGAGGACACAGUGAUUGAUGUGCCACAGCCAUUUGAUCAGAUAGACAGAUACUGCGCCUCUCUGGGACACAAGGCAAACCACUCCUUCACCCCCAACUGCAAAUAUGACCCGUUUGUCCACCCUCGUUUUGGCCCUAUCAAGUGCAUCCGAACCUUGAGAGCUGUGCAGAAAGACGAGGAGUUAACAGUUGCCUACGGUUACGAUCACACGCCAAUGGGGAAGAACGGACCAGAGGCCCCAGAUUGGUACAAGCAGGAGCUGGAGGUGUUCCAGCAGAGACAGGCCAGAGAGAACAAAGAUUAACAUGUCUGGACAAUAAGACACCCCCUACCUGUACUACCCUGUUACAAUAAUCCUGGGGCGGUAAGGCACUUGAUACCCCCUAUAGCUGCAAACUGCCCCAUACCUAUUGGAUAAUAUUCUGCUUCAUAUGGUAUCCAGAUGGGAUGCUGCUUGGGCACCUCGAAUUGAAGGCAGACCGUGGAGAUUGCAGGGCAAUAGCAACACAAAAACUAUGCAAGAAACCAAAAGUUAUUUUAGAAGGCAUGUCUAUGGCUGGGCAAUGCUGUUCUGUCUGUUUUUUUUCUCUUCCUCAUCAUAAUGGAAAUGAAGAUUUCCCUGCUCAUGUUUGGUGCUUAUAAAUCUAGGGUACAAUUAGAAGUUACUGUUAAUUUCACUGUGACUGUAUCCUUACUUGACUGAACGUAACUUCACUUUGAAGCUGUGGCUGCAGUUUACCCAAAAAGGCUCUUCUCAAGGUGUUGAGUUUGAUGGCGCUAGUAUAACAUAUUUGUACAAUACAGUAUUUAUCUUAUCUAUUUGAAUCAUUCAACUCACACCUCAUUUGAACUAAUACUGUUGACCCACUGGAAUCAUUUUACAACUUACAAUCAUGUACACCUUUUUAGGCCCACUGACUGAGCUUAUGACAUUCAUUCAUGACAUUCAUUACUCUUAAAUUUAUUUAGGAUUUCUCAAAUUGUUCAAAUAUUUUCUGAGAUCUGUAGAGGUGCUUUGUAAAUGAAGGGAGUUUGAGAGAAAAGACAUUGUAUUGUUACUAAAAAAAAAAAGAAAAAAAGCAAAUUUAACCCAGUUUUCUAACCUAACCAUUGUAGCUGUGACUGUAUGCUACAAAAUAAAGUCCAAGAUAAAGCAAACCA
Myripristis murdjan (pinecone soldierfish) is the source of this 2064-nucleotide messenger RNA. It is a transcript of the gene setd7, whose product is annotated as SET domain containing 7, histone lysine methyltransferase. Gene Ontology annotation, molecular function: histone H3K4 monomethyltransferase activity; protein binding; chromatin binding. Bases 95 to 1207 code for a protein of 370 amino acids. Gene Ontology annotation, cellular component: nucleus; chromosome. The transcript has 8 exons. Gene Ontology annotation, biological process: peptidyl-lysine monomethylation; heterochromatin organization; regulation of DNA-templated transcription. Lineage: Eukaryota; Metazoa; Chordata; Actinopteri; Holocentriformes; Holocentridae. The record is from RefSeq and is a predicted model, not a curated record.